AUGUCCAAAUUGAUUGAACGAGCUGUGGCAUGGCUACUCCAAAACCGCAGAGGACAUGACGCCGGCCUCUUCCACAAAUCCGCCCCUUUCUCCAACCUCCCCGACCAAACCAUAGUUCUGGAAUGCAACCUGGGCCCCUCGGGGUCCAAAAUCCCACCCAAAUAUGGAUUCUUCCAGGAGGGCCUGUUUCCGACCCUCCAGUGGCCAGCACAAGAUGGGGUGGUGCAGUAUUUGCUUGUCAUCGAAGAUCCCGACGCACCCCUCGCUGACCCUGUCGUGCAUGGCCUGUACUAUGAGAUACCUGCAGGAAAAACCCGACUGACGAACGAGGACUUCGAAAUGAUCGGAGAUAAAGGCGCAUUUACACUUAGUGGAGGCUUCAAGUACGGCUUAAAUCGCCGCCAAACCGUUUACAUUGCUCCCCGAGGAUUGCUUGGACAUGGCCCCCAUCGCUACUUCUAUCAACUUGUUGCACUAGGGGAGGAAAUUGAUAGGAGUAAACUGAGUGCUUUGGCUUCCAAGGAGGAGAUCAUUCGGCAGAUUGAGGGAAAGGUUAUCUCUUGGGGUGUUUGGCAAGGGAUAUGGGAGCGGACAGAAUAA
Penicillium lagena is the source of this 600-nucleotide messenger RNA. RefSeq names its product YbhB/YbcL family Raf kinase inhibitor-like protein. Bases 1 to 600 code for a protein of 199 amino acids. Lineage: Eukaryota; Fungi; Ascomycota; Eurotiomycetes; Eurotiales; Aspergillaceae. The record is from RefSeq and is a predicted model, not a curated record. The transcript has a single exon.